AAGAUACCGAUGUCGCCAUUAGAAUACAAUGGCAAAAAGAUACCAAAAGAAAGGUACAUUUAUUGGAAUCUAAUAUACAGCCCUUCAUCAAUCUGCUGCCGUGAGUGUCAUCAUUGUCGGCGCAAAUUAAAUAACAUCCUCUCAGGGACACAGGCAGGUUUAAAUCUAAAACAUUGCUCGAAUUCAUGUGUACACGUGAUUUUUCUUACGUUUUUUCUUGUUGCAAAGGCAACAAAUGAUGCCAUAUCUAGCCUGCUCCGUUAAGUCCUCACCUCGUUAAUGCAACGAUCUUUUCUCACAGGACUUCCAGGUGAUGAACCUCCUGGGAAAGGGUUCAUUCGCGUGCGUGUACCGCGCACGCUCCUGCCACACGGGCAUCGAGGUGGCCAUCAAGAUGAUUGACAAGCAGGCGAUGCGGAGGGCAGGCAUGGUGGAUCGCGUUCCGUGCCGAAGUGGAGAUCCCACUCACAGCUCAAGCAUCCCGCGAUUUUGGAGAUGUACGGCUGCUUCGAGGAUGACAACUACGUGUACCUGGUGCUGGAGAUGUGCCACAACGGGGAGAUGAGCCGCUACCCUCAAAAUCAAGGCGCCCCUUCACCGAGGAGCAAGCGCGCCAAUUCCUGCGUGAGAUCUCCUCGGGGCUGCUCUACCUGCACAGCGCACGGGGUCAUCCACCGCGACCUCACGCUCGCCAACCUGCUCCUCGCCUCCGACAUGUCGACGCGCAUCGCCAGACUUCGGCCUGGCGGCGCGGCUGCCCUUGCCCGGCGAGUCGCGGCUCACCGUGUGCGGCACGCCCAACUACAUGUCGCCCGAGGUGGCGUCGCGAGGCCCGCACGGUACCCCCGCCGACGCGUGGGCCCUCGGCUGCGCGGCCUACGCCAUGCUGGUGGGGCGUCCGCCCUUUCAGGCGUCCGCCGUCCCGGCCACGCUGGCGCGCGUCAUGCUGGCGCGCUUCGAGCUGCCGCCGACGCUGUCGCCCGCAGCCCGCGACCAUCCUGCGCCGGCUGCUGCGGCGAGACCCCGGCAAGCGGCCAGGCCUGCCCGCCGUGCUGGAACACCCGUUCCUGGCAGACGGCGGCGGCGAGACGACGGCCGGGCUGAUGGCCGGUCCGCCACUUCGGCCGGGAGACGAGGGGUCGCUGGACAGCGGGAACGCCACCAUGACGGCGCCGGUGGACGAAGGCGACGACGAGAGGGAGGCGCGGGCGCCCGCGGAGGGAGACGGCGGCAGGGAGGGGGGAGGAGGAGGAGCGAGCGCGGAUGCCCGUUUGGACGGGCACGAGGCUGUUGCUCAACCACCAGCAACGGCAGACUUUCUGCAGCCACAAGAGAAUGGUGCAGGCGUCGCCAACGGUGGCCGCACAACGAUGGGGCUGGAGGCCGUCGGAGCUCGGCAGCACGAUCGGGCCCCGUCAGCGGACGCCCUCUGCCCGGCUCACCAAGGGAUCCUUAUCAGCGGGCCCGCCGCCCAACUGUGCGGUGGGCCGCAAUGUCCCCUGGCAAGGUGGCAGCCCGCUGAGGCAAUGGGCGGAAGGGGCGACUCCUGCUGUCACACACCUCCCCACGCCUGCCAAGCCUCCAGGUGAGGUGCUCUCGGACUCCGGUAGCAGGUUAAAGCAUUCUGCGGCCUGGGCUAUCGAGCGUGCAUGUGCACCUCCAAUUGACAUGGUUGUUCACUACAGUGUGAUUAUAAGUUCAACACACCUUACGUGCAUGCGGUCCAACAAGGGUUGCCACAUCUAUGAAAUAAAACUGGGAUAUUAUCAUGGGAAUAAGAUACAACGUGGAGCGUGGAGGGCCAUAUGCGAACGUGUUGUCUUGAGCGGUGUAUCAAGAUGCAACUGACAAAUCAGCUCUCGAAAAUUGCGGAAUUCAAAUCCUGCCCAGCAGGCCCUGCUCUGACUCCUUUCAAAUGAGCGGGGAGGGGGGGUCAGUAGAGUUGCUGUGUGGGGGAGCUGCCAUCACAGUGAUACACAGCAGCACCGCUAGGGAUAGGGCCCACCCCAGCACUCACUUCAUUUUUUUUCAUAACGUGGAGAGAAAAACCAGAGGACCCGGAGAGAGACAUGCAAAACUCCAAAUGUACAACAGGCGUAAGGGUCGGGAUCGAACCCACAACUUCCUCCAUUCCAGGCAAGGUAGUUAACAUCUUGCCACCGUAGCACUAGCCCUGCCACCCAGGGGUCAACGUAGCCCAUGGGGUCAAGGUAGCCCAGCGGUCAACGUACCCCAUGGGUCAACGUACCCCAUGGGUGGGCGUAGCUCAAGAGUGAAGGUAUCCCAGGGGUCAACGUAUCCCAGGGGUCAAGGUAGCCCAGGGAUCAAUGUAGCCCAUGGGGUCAACGUAGCCCAUGGAGUUAAGGUAGCCCAGGGGUCAACGUAGCCCAGCAGUCAACAUAAUCAAGGGGGCUCGUGAAGGAUGCUUUUGGGCAGUUGGACGCAGUCGCCCUCCAACAACAGCAGAGGGCAGAGGAGCGACGCUCACAACAACAAGCAGAGCGCCAGGCGCCUAAAAUAGCAACUAGUGGGCACAAUAGAGGGCACAGCUGGUGCAUCUGUCGGUUGUCUCAGCCGGUCCCGUGACCUCCUGCCAGCAGCGAGCCUUCCGACACUUGACGUGGCCUCAAAGUGCAUCUGGCCUGGCACAGACGCCUUGGCGACGUCACUCUCACUAAGUGGCGAAUGCUGUUGGUGUUGAUCUGUGAAUGUGAUUUAUUUUUUGUCAUUGUCGCUCUUCCGCUUGCAAUUUGGGAUUAACAACGUCGGUAAGUAAAGUUGUUACCUUUCAUCGAUUGUUAUUAUUAUACAAGCUGACAAGUCACCAGCGAAUCAACCACUGUCAUUAAAUAAACCUGCAAGUGCAACGAAUGUCUAUGGAUGUGCUAUGAAUCAGGGCCAUUGCCUGAAAUGUUAACUAUUAUAUACUUUUCCUUUUAAGACCGAGUAUGUUUUUUUUACAUAUUGAUAGCAUUUUUGAUAUACAGCACCAUUUCGUAGGAGUUAUUUGAACACGUAUUCAAAUACGUGUACAGCAACACCCCGAUUUAUGCCCUCCCGUUGUUUCGCUAUGACGCACCUCCGAUCAGCACGGUUGGCUACGUAUGGUGCGAAAGAAGUUCAACACAUAAAUAUUCUGCCCAAAGACUAAUACUACCCAUAGACUCAGAACUGCACCUCCGAUCAGCACGGUUGGAUACGUACGCUGAGAAAGAAGUUCAAUAUACAUACGUACUGCCCAUAGACUAAUACUACCCAUUGACGAAACACUGCCCAUAGACUCAACACGCACCUUCGAAUAGCACGGUUGACUCCGUACUCAACUUAUUAAUACCCAAUCCCGUGUUAUGUACCGUGGUACCUCGCCAUAACGAACUCGACGUUGUACGAACUUCACCGUUGAGCCCCAACAUUUUUUUAUGUUCCACGGUGAACAUUCGUGCACCAGAUUCGCGCCACUUACUACUACCUACUACUA
Molecule: messenger RNA, 3478 nt
Organism: Petromyzon marinus (sea lamprey)
Lineage: Eukaryota; Metazoa; Chordata; Hyperoartia; Petromyzontiformes; Petromyzontidae
Source: RefSeq, a predicted model, not a curated record